CCGCCCCCUUUUUCACCGCGGGCGCGCAUACGUAGAACGGAAGCGGAAGAAGCCGCCGCUCCACGUGGGAAGACGCGAUCGCCUCCGAAGCAAUUCACCUGAUUCAGCUGCAAAACGUCCCACAUUCCACCUGCAAAGCACUCUUCCCCAUAGCCAUCACUACAAAAAACAACCCACAAUAAAAAAAUUUGCCUCAGUAUUGCCAUUAGAUGAGAUUUUCUGGCUGUAAUAAAUUAAUUUAACUUUUUUUUACUGUUAUUCCUGAAAAUGGAUUUUCGGUUUAAUUUUUUUAUUGAUGAAAAUGAGAACAACAAAGCAGACACUCACGAUGGGAUGGACUCACGGCUACGCUCUCCAAAAUGCUCACAGGAAUCCACAGAAAAGAGCGAACAAACUGCGGGUCCCGUAGCAGGCUCCAGCCCAAGGCUGGGCACCGAUAAACAUGGAGAUGAGACACCAUCCAAGAAAAAGCUCUGCUUUAAAGCUGCCAAGGAGCAUGAUAUUCCUGAGGACCUUUAUAAAGUAUUGGAAAAUAAAGUCAUGGAAAGAGCAUCAGACCUGUAUUACGUCAACAUGUCCGUAGUGGAAAUGACAUGUCUGGAUGAUGCCGACAGGGAAGGCAUUGUGUCUCAAAGCGUUACUUCUCACUCCGAUCUCAUCCCGGGGGUCUACGAGGGAGGGCUGAAAAUCUGGGAAUGCACCUUUGAUCUCAUAGACUUUUUUUCUGAGGCUGAAAUACGCUUUACCAACAAGAGCGUAUUGGAUCUUGGCUGUGGAGCUGGACUGCUGGGAAUAGUUGCCUUAAAGGGAAAAGCUGGAAAAGUCCAUUUUCAGGACUACAAUAGCACAGUGAUUGAUGAGAUCACCUUGCCUAACGCGGUGGCUAACUGUGUAGAUGAAGGCAGUUGGAUGGGCGGUGGUGGAGAUGGAAAAACUCACAAACCUCCUUCGAAGAGGCCCAAAAAAGCAGAGUGCUCACCCGACGCACUCACCACAUGCAGAUUUUUUUCUGGAGAGUGGUCUGAAGUCAGCCAGCUCCUGUUAAGCAGCAACAAACCCUUUUCAAAGUAUGAUAUCAUUCUCACCUCUGAGACCAUCUAUAACCCUGACUACUACGGUGCUUUGCACGACACCCUGGCAAAGCUUCUGGAUAAACACGGCCGUGUGUAUUUGGCAAGCAAAGCACAUUAUUUUGGGGUUGGUGGCGGUAUCCACCUCUUUGAGAAAUUUGUCGAAGAGAGAAAGGUGUUUAAGACCAGUAUAGUUAAAAUAAUUGAUAAAGGACUGCAGCGAUAUAUUAUGGAAAUGGCCUUUAAGGAUUCCAGUUAAAAUUCAACCCCUGGCCCUUCAAAAAUAUCUUAAAGACAAAAUGUUUUAAUCCUCAUAUCUCUUUGCUUUUUCCUCUGUUGAGUUAUUCUGGUUUGACAAAUUAAGGAUGCUGGUUACGGAAAUGUUUGACAAAUCCUGAUGUUUGACUAGAAGUGAAAGACUCCCCUGAUUUUUGCGUUGAAAAAUGGAGUUCUGCUUGAAGCAGCAUCUGUUUAUGCCAAUUAAUUGUCAUUUAAUGAAGCAAGUCAUUGUCCCAUUCUCAGGCAGUGCCAGAACUGUAUGUCACAGGAGUGGCUGCUGCAUUCAACUGCAGCCAGACAUUUCGGAAUUGAGAGCACACCUGCGCACUCUGCUGCAUUGCCACCAGAGGGAGAUGCCACAGUAUUUGUCACUUGUGUUCGAUUCUGCUGGCAAUCUCACAAAUCCUUGUUAAUGUUUCCAUAUGGCUUUUAUUCAAGCCUUUGAAAAAGCGUGCCAGGGAAUACUCACUCCUGCAGUCUGUGAAUUUUCACAUUCAGAUUUUAACAUACCACUCAAAGAAAAUUUCUGCAAGUAAUUGCAAAAAGCCAUACUGUUUUUAGAAAUAAUAAACCCAAUUUCUGUUUUAGAAGCUGAGUUGAAAUAAGGUUCUACAUGAGGAGUUCCUUAAAACAACCAACCAACAAACCUACAAAUGCAGUCCAGGAAACUGCAGGAUGACAGAGCUGAGCUUUAGGUGACAAGUGGGAAAGGAGAGAAACUGCACUAUUACAGCAGAAUGCUAACUAGAGUGCUGUCCUGGUUUGGGGGGUUUGGGUUGGUUUUUGGUUUUGUUUUUUUUGUUUGUUUGUUUUAAGAUAUUUUCCAGAAAUUAAACUGCUUGUACAACUAUGGCCGUUUUCAAAAUUUGCUGGGGGGGUACUACUGAACACUCACACAUCUUCAAUCUUUUCAUCAGUUUGGCAGCCUGGGUACAAGUCACUCCCGUGUCCUAGGCUGAAGAAAUUACCUUACCAAAAAAUGCAAGCAAACCCAAAAAACUACACCACCUGGUCCUGAGUGCUUUGUAUCACCAACAAUUCACACACACAAAAAAAAAAAAUCCAUUGCACUUUUUGUCUUAAAUAAAACAAGACAAAAAGCUAUUACACAACUCUACCAGGUACAUCAAAGCUACUGCUUAUCGUCUUGCAGUGCUUUAUUGGGUGCCCUUGCAGAAAUAUAAACCUAGAGACAGUCAACCACUACAGUAAGCUGGAUGCGAGGAUACUCCAUGUAGGGGAGAAAGGACAAUAGCCUGAGGGGAUGGAAAAAAAAACCUUAUUACAGCAGUGACCUAAAUCACUUCAAUUACUGCAUAAAGUUCCCGUCAUUGAAGGCUAUGAAAGUCUACUGCAACAUUCCUGUUUUGACAAUGUUGCUAUUAUGAUAGAGUCAUAGAGGAUUUCCUGUACUUUAUGGAAGAUCCUUAACAACUACUGCUGUUUCAAAAACAAUUUUAAGUAGACUAUUUUAAAGGGAUGCUUUGGAAACUAAUGAAGUUGUUCUUUUAUAGGAGAGCGCGGGGGAGGAAAACGAGUCAGUUGUCCAUGGCUGUGAUGGCACUUUGGAAUUUUUGUGCGUGAGCUCCAAGACUUAUGAUAGAUAACUGCUGGCUACAGAGUGAGGAACAGAAGGAAGUUUUAGCUUUGGCAGAUCAAUGUUAACGGUUCUUUUUCAUCAAAACUGGGAAGUUGGAAACAAAGUGACUACCACUUGCCAUUUUUCAAACCUCAAUCAUAAGACAAAUCAUGGCUUGCACAUAGUGACUGAAUAGCUUGUUCUCAACCUGCUAGGUCUAGCGCUGUUUCAGAGUGCUACCUGAAGUAAUACAAAAUGUUGACCACUGUGACAACGAAUAUGGUUAAGAACAAGGAUCUCAUGUACUUUUUUGAUUAAUAAAGGCAGCACUUACAGUUUUCUACCAUAAUGCCUCCUCUUGAAAAUACUCCAUGAUCAAACUCACUGUCGUGGGUUUAAUACAUUACUUCUUUGCUCAGCAUCCUCGCUUUAUUCUUGGAUUACUCAAACAUCACUGUUUUUGUGCAAACACAGAAUCAGAUUUUUUAGGACUUUCAAGUGAAGACUGCUACAGCCACAAUCUCACAGUGAUUACAUACCUGCAAAACAGGAAAUCCCACACACUAUAAUUAAGUUCCCGUUUCAGAAUUACAGAUGACAAUUAAUAAAGGCUGUUUUUCCUCAGGUGAAAUCAGCAAAAUCAGCAUUGGGAUGUCCAUAAUUCCAGAUGAGUUCUGUUCUAUUCUUAAGAGUCAGCAGAUACAUGCUGAGAAGCAGCAAAACUCAACACUUAGUUUCAUAGGCUGGUUGUUCUGUUGGUGUUUCAACAUCAAAUACUGGUUUCCCUAAUCUACAUUAAGGCUUUUUCUACCUGCCAAAUCAUCACCACCCUAGUGACCAGCUUCCUGCUUCUCUUCAUGAUCUGGAAUAAAGGAGGUCUUCCACU
Chroicocephalus ridibundus (black-headed gull) is the source of this 3814-nucleotide messenger RNA. It is a transcript of the gene METTL18, whose product is annotated as methyltransferase 18, RPL3 N3(tau)-histidine. Gene Ontology annotation, molecular function: protein-L-histidine N-tele-methyltransferase activity. The transcript has 2 exons. The record is from RefSeq and is a predicted model, not a curated record. Lineage: Eukaryota; Metazoa; Chordata; Aves; Charadriiformes; Laridae. Bases 268 to 1329 code for a protein of 353 amino acids. Gene Ontology annotation, biological process: peptidyl-histidine methylation, to form tele-methylhistidine.